AUGGCUUCGAAGGAUGAUACGCAAGCUAAAGCGCCUCCAGAAACCCGCAAUGUGGUCCAAUUCCUCCGCAGCAGUAAAUCUGGCAUGAAAAUACGUGUUGGUGCGUUGAAUGGGAAACGCGUCGAUUAUUUCAAAGGCAAAUCUGCAGUGAAAGCCCUCCUCUCGCCCGCCUAUGCAAAAGUAAAAAACGUACCCAAAGUCACUACGGAAGUCGAGGCUGAGGCCCUCCUCCAAUCAUCCAUACAAUACGCUUUUUACCUCCGCGUAGACCGCGGCGCACCCACAGGCUCAUCCAUAUCUCCGCGCCACGUCACUGUCGUUCCGCAACAACAAUUUGCCCAAGACGCGUACUUCGUGUGGCUCUACGAAGGUUCUCAAUGGACUACAUACGCUGGCGGACUUUUGAUGGUCGCGCUUAUGCUUGCAGCCGUAAUGUUCCCGUUGUGGCCCCCAGUGAUGCGUUUGGGUGUGUGGUACCUGAGCAUUGCCAUGCUGGGUUUACUCGGCGCAUUCUUUGGACUCGCAAUCAUACGGUUGAUAUUCUACAUAAUCACCGUGGUUAUAGCAAGCCCUGGAAUUUGGAUCUUCCCUCAAUUAUUCGCAGACGUUGGUGUUAUCGAGUCAUUUGUUCCGUUGUGGGAGUGGGAUGUUCCAAAGAAGAAAGCUGGGAAGAAGAAGAAGGCAAAGGCUCCCGCUGGUGCGAAUCCCGAGGAACAGCUUGCUAAUAAUGGUGGGGCUUUUAUCGAGGAGGUUGGUGAUGAGUCCCCAGAGCAAUCGCGUCCAGGGAGUCGCUCGGCACGGGUGGAGGAGGUUCCAGAUGUGGAUUCAUAA
Molecule: messenger RNA, 831 nt
Organism: Suillus plorans
Lineage: Eukaryota; Fungi; Basidiomycota; Agaricomycetes; Boletales; Suillaceae
Product: translocation protein Sec62-domain-containing protein
Exons: 3
Coding region: 1-831 (276 amino acids)
Biological process (GO): post-translational protein targeting to membrane, translocation
Cellular component (GO): endoplasmic reticulum membrane; endoplasmic reticulum
Source: RefSeq, a predicted model, not a curated record